This is a messenger RNA of Daktulosphaira vitifoliae (grape phylloxera), 1782 nucleotides long. Its product is annotated as coiled-coil domain-containing protein 112-like. Lineage: Eukaryota; Metazoa; Arthropoda; Insecta; Hemiptera; Phylloxeridae. Bases 556 to 1686 code for a protein of 376 amino acids. The record is from RefSeq and is a predicted model, not a curated record. The transcript is spliced from 9 exons.
UAUAAUUUUUGGAGAAAUAAUUAACAAAUUUUUUGUUUUAUUUAAUAGAGAAUGUUAAAUUCAAACCAAUUAUGUUAAAAAUGUGUUGAUUUACAUAUAAGUCAAAAGCAAUUUUACAAAGUUUUAAUAAGAGAUAUUAGUUUGUUUCUAUUGUAGGAACGAGUAAUUUAUGAACCAAAUAACUUUUUUUGUCGUGUCAAAAGGUUUUCAAAAUAAAAGCUACACAACAAUAAAAUUGGAGUUGCAUACGAAGUUGAUAUUCUACUUAAAUGUUUUUCAAUAACAUAGACAACAGCUUAUAGAAAUGAUAUUCGUUAUAAAAAAGAAUAUGUUUUGAAAUGCUUGAAUGUUACCCAGCAACUGGCAGGACAGCAGGUGUGUACAUUGGCAUAAAAAUAUAUCAUCUUCCGGUCGACAACGGUUCUUUGAACAGUUAAUACACCACACAUAGCGGAAAUGGUAGUACUCAUAUGUAUCACAAUAUUUAAUAAAAUGGUAGUCUUUUGUGCUAUUGACUAAAAUAUUUUAGAUUUGCUUUUAUAUAUCAACCCGAAAAUGUCUUGGUCUGAUAAUCAUGCAAUGGAAGCGGCACACAUGCAAAUUCUCAAGAAUCAUUUAAAACAUAAUAUUCUUCCUGAAUGCAGGGACUUGUUAAAGUAUAAACAUGAACUAGAUGCUAUUAGACAUUCUGAUUUAAAUCAAAUGGCUAGCUUAAUACAAGAUUUAAGAUACAAAUUAGCUUACUUAAAGAAGACUGCUUCAGAUAUUAACAAAGUAAAAAAUAUAGGUCUAGAAAAAUUUCGAAAGGACGUUAAAAUGUUUGAAUCUAAAUUAAUGAAACUAAAAGAAGGAAGCGCAAAACAAAUUCGAGAUGAAAAUAGAAAGCAAUUCGCUUUGUUUGAAGAGAUACAACGCGUUAAAACAUUAGCCGUUCAAGACCCACAGAUAAAACCGUUCGAGUUUAUUGACAAAAGAAAAAAAGAACCGAUGUGUAAAAAUAGAACUCCUAUUUCUAAAAACACAUAUGCUACAAAAGAAAUUGCUGAAUUUAGCGAUUUUUGCGCAAAAAAUGGUACAACUGGCGGAUGGUCAAUUAAAGAUCAUGAAAUGUUUUUAAAAAUUAGAUCUAAGCAUGGAACUGAUACAAAUUUUGUACAACUUAUCAUUCAAGCAAUGCCACAUAUAACAGAAAUUGCAGCCAGUGAUCACGAAAAAUGGUACGCUAAAUAUGACGAAUUAAAAAAUAAAAAAAAAGAGGCUAUUGCAAAAUGGAAACAUGAAAAAGUUCAUGUUUUUUCCUUAAAUGAUAUGAAAGAUCUAGAGAAAUCAUUAGAAACUAAAAUGGAAGUGUCAGCUAACUCUAAUUUAGGGAUUGUGGACAAAGAAACACAUUUAUUGAAAGUUAUAAACAAUAGCACUGAAAAUACAAAUUUAAAAGUAUUUACAAAUAAUUCUAAGUCUUUUCAUCAACAAAAGAUACAAAGUAAAGAUCAUUCUUCUAUAAAACCCUUAGCACGACAUAUAAAUAAGAAUGAAAUUUUUCUAUCAGAACCAAUUACUAUAGUUACGUUACAUGGCCAGUCUGAAAACUUUACAUCUACAGCAAAAGAAACAUUUCCUAACUUACAUUUAAAUAUAUAUGGUGCUCAAAAUCAAGACGUAAAUGUUGUACUCAAGUACCAAUAAAAAUAUUUUCCCCAUUCAAUUUACUGUACAAAAUGUAAAAACAAUUUAUGGUAAUAUUAUUGCUGAUCAACUAAUUAAUAGUUGUUAAAAAUAUUU